Molecule: messenger RNA, 1266 nt
Organism: Peromyscus eremicus (cactus mouse)
Lineage: Eukaryota; Metazoa; Chordata; Mammalia; Rodentia; Cricetidae
Gene: Atcay
Product: ATCAY kinesin light chain interacting caytaxin
Exons: 13
Coding region: 1-1266 (421 amino acids)
Biological process (GO): apoptotic process
Cellular component (GO): cytoplasm
Source: RefSeq, a predicted model, not a curated record
AUGGGGACCACGGAAGCCACGCUGAGGAUGGAAAACGUGGACGUGAGGGAUGAAUGGCAGGACGAGGAUUUGCCCAGACCCCUCCCUGAAGACACUGGGGUGGAGCUGCUGGGCGGCGCAGUGGAAGACUCGUCCUCUCCUCCCUCCACCCUGAACCUGAGUGGAGCACAUCGGAAGAGAAAGACCCUGGUGGCCCCAGAGAUCAACAUCUCCCUGGACCAGAGCGAGGGCUCCCUGCUGUCCGACGACUUCCUGGACACCCCCGAUGACCUGGACAUCAACGUGGAUGACAUCGAGACGCCGGACGAGACCGACUCGCUGGAGUUCUUGGGAAACGGCAAUGACCUUGAGUGGGAAGACGACACCCCAGUGGCCGCUGCCAAGAACAUGCCCGGUGACAGCGCGGACCUGUUUGGGGACAGCGCGGCGGACGAGGGCGGCGCGGCCAACGGUCGCCUGUGGCGGACCGUCAUCAUCGGGGAGCAGGAGCACCGCAUCGACCUGCACAUGAUCCGGCCGUACAUGAAGGUGGUCACUCACGGAGGGUACUACGGGGAAGGCCUCAACGCCAUCAUCGUCUUUGCUGCUUGCUUCCUUCCGGACAGCAGCUCCCCCGACUAUCACUACAUCAUGGAGAACCUCUUCCUGUACGUCAUCAGUAGCCUGGAACUGCUCGUGGCUGAGGACUACAUGAUCGUGUACCUGAACGGGGCCACGCCCCGGCGGAGGAUGCCGGGCAUCGGCUGGCUGAAGAAGUGUUACCACAUGAUUGACAGGAGACUGCGGAAGAACCUGAAGUCCCUGAUCAUCGUGCACCCCUCCUGGUUCAUCCGGACCGUGCUGGCCAUCUCCCGGCCCUUCAUCAGUGUCAAGUUCAUCAGUAAGAUCCAGUACGUGCACAGCCUGGAGGAGCUGGAGCAGCUCAUCCCCAUGGAGCACGUGCAGCUGCCGGAGUGCGUCCUGCAGUACGAAGAACAGAGACUCAGAGCCAAGAGAGAGAGCUCACGGCCCCCACAGCCGGAGUUCCUGGUUCCCAGGUCGGAAGAAAAACCAGAGACAGUGGAAGAAGAGGAUGGGUCAGUGGAAGCCACAGAAGACCAGGAGACAAGUGUGGGCCCUCAGCAGCGGGCCCACAGGGGGGAUGGACUGGGCAACCCCACCAGCACAGCUCACUGCAGGUCACGAACAGCUGGGCUGCGGCCACCGCAGAACCAGUCCCCGCUGCCAGGCCCCAGCAUGAAGCUCAUCGUGGGCAUUGGAGGGUGA